CGCUGGAACCAGAGUCCCGGCGCGCUGCUUUGGGACAGUCCGCCGUCCGAGCCGAAAGCACCCGCUGCCCGACACAGUCCAGGAGAAAGGCUAGCGAGGCCGGAGACCGGGCCACGGACUCUACUUCAGUUCUGGAGCUGCCAGGUUGUCUCCGCUGGCCCUGCCGCCCUAAUAGCACCUAGCCGGACUUGCUCCUCACGUCCUGGUUGCGCUAUGGAUCCUUCGGAGAAGAAGAUAUCGGUGUGGAUCUGCCAGGAGGAGAAGCUGGUGUCCGGUCUCUCCCGCCGCACCACCUGCUCGGACGUGGUGCGGGUGCUUUUGGAGGACGGCUGCCGGCGGCGCUGCAGGCAGCGGCGGGGCCAGCGACGGGGGUUGACGGAGGACCCUUCGGGCCAGUUGGGGCUGCCUGAACCCCCGGACGAAAACGACGAGGACGACGACGACGCGAUGCCCCAGGGCAUGCUAUGUGGACCCCCGCAGUGCUAUUGCAUCGUGGAGAAGUGGCGCGGCUUUGAGCGCAUCCUGCCCAACAAGACGCGGAUCUUGCGCCUCUGGACUGCUUGGGGCGACGAGCAGGAGAAUGUACGCUUCGUGCUGGUGCGCAGCGAGGCGUCGUUGCCUAACGCCGGCCCGCGAAGCGCGGAGGCGCGGGUAGUGCUCAGCCGAGAACGCCCCUGCUUGGCCCGGGGAGCCCCAGCGCGGCCCAGCCUGGCCUUGACCCAGGAGAAGCAGCGGCGGGUGGUACGCAAGGCCUUCCGCAAGCUGGCCAAGCUCAACCGGAGGCGCCAGCAGCAGCCGUCGUCGCCUUGUUCGUCCACGUCGUCGUCCACCGCCUCGUCCUGCUCGUCGUCUCCUCGGACCCAGGAGAGCGCGUCGGUAGAGCGCAUGGAGACGCUGGUGCAUCUGGUGCUGUCGCAGGACCACACGAUCCGCCAGCAGGUGCAGCGGCUCCGGGAGCUGGACCGCGAGAUAGACCGCUACGAGGCCAAGGUGCACCUAGACCGCAUGCGGAGGCACGGAGUCAACUACGUGCAGGAUACCUAUCUAGUGGGGGCCGACCUUGACCUGGACGGGCCAACUCCUGAAGAGGAACCGGAGGACGCGACGCUGGAGGAGAAGACAGAGGCGGCGGCACCCCUGGACGGCGAGGCGCAAGCUGCAGCGUUGGAGGAGCUGGCCCGGCGAUGUGACGACCUGGUGCGGCUGCAGGAGGAGCGCGCCCAGCAGGAGGAGUUGCUGGAGCGCCUGUCCGCCGAGAUCCAGGAGGAACUGAACCAGCGCUGGAUGCAGAGGCGCAAUGAGGAGCUGGCGGCUCGAGAGGAGUCACCGGAGCCCGAUGGCGGGCCGGAUGGCGAGCUGCUGCUAGAGCAGGAGCGGGUCAGGACGCAGCUCAGCACCAGCCUUUACAUCGGGCUGAGGCUCAGCACGGACCUAGAGGCCGUCAAGGCGGACUUGGAUUACAGCCAACAACAGAGGGACAUUAAGGAGCGCGAGCUUCAAGGCCUUCUUCAGAGUUUGCGUACUUUUGAGCAGACGGUGGUGCGUGAUGGGACUCUGGGUUCAGGUGAACCCUCACGCGAACCUCAGUCUCAGACUUGUACAGAAAUGUGGGUAGACCAGGCUCGCGGACUGGCUAAGAGUUGCCCCGGCAACGAUGAGGACUCAGAUACUGGACUGAGCUCCAUGCACAGCCAAGACUCAGACUCGGUACCCCCUGUGUGUGAAUCCCUUGUGUAGACGUUGUAGGGAGCUAGCUUAGACGCUUGCAGCAUGCACUUGCUUGGCCUGCUCAGGGACAUGAAGUGAGGCCAUGGGGGUGAGCUCAAAGUUCCCAUGGGUGGGUCUGGAGAGUGAGUGUGAAGGGGGGGGGGUCCUGGACAAGGAAGCCCUAAACUUCCUAAGCUUUAGAGGGAAGAGGAGUCAGGAGGUGAGAAUCCCUCCUUGUUUUUAAAAAAAGCAUUAGGUAAGUGACGAGGUCCAAGCCAAUUUUCAAAACAAGAGAAAAGAAAAACAUUAUGGGACAUUUUUACCACUCCUGUGUAUGGGAAGGACCGAUGACAGCUCGAACUGUGGUCUGUGUCAUAAAGUGCUGCUAAAAGAAAACACUUGGAUGGAAAGGAAAUUCCUUGAAUGUUAAUUGUGACUGGAAACGUGUUCAAACUAGCCAAAGAGGACGCACUAGUGUGUUGGUCUCUGCCUUGCUUAACAUCUUGAUAAAACCAUAGGCA
Molecule: messenger RNA, 2228 nt
Organism: Rattus rattus (black rat)
Lineage: Eukaryota; Metazoa; Chordata; Mammalia; Rodentia; Muridae
Gene: Rassf10
Product: Ras association domain family member 10
Exons: 1
Coding region: 214-1737 (507 amino acids)
Biological process (GO): signal transduction
Source: RefSeq, a predicted model, not a curated record